GACCCGCAGCUGCUGGCUCAAUUCUACUACGCGGACGAGGAGCUGAACCAGGUGGCCGCCGAGCUAGACAGCCUGGACGGGCGCAAGGACCCUCAGCGGUGCACGCUGCUUGUCAGCCAGUUCCGCGCCUGCCAGGACAGCGUGUUGAGCGUCAUCAGCCAGAUCAUGGACGAGUGCAUCCCCCAGGAGCGCGCCCCCCGGGACUUCUGCGUCAAGUUCCCCGAGGAGAUCCGGCAUGACAACCUGGCUGGCCAGUUGUGGUUCGGCGCCGAGUGCUUGGCCGCUGGCUCCAUCAUCAUGAACCGUGAGCUGGAGAGCAUGGCCAUGCGGCCGCUGGCCAAGGAGCUGACCCGCAGCCUGGAGGAGGUGCGGAGUGCCCUCCGUGACCAGGCACUGCGGGACCUCAACACCUACACGGAGAAGAUGCGGGAGGCACUGAGGCACUUCGACCUGCUGUUCGCAGAGUUUGAGCUGAGCUACGUCUCGGCCAUGGUGCCUGUGAAGUCCCCCAGGGAGUACUACGUGCAGCAGGAAGUGAUUGUGCUGUUCUGUGAGACGGUGGAGAGGGCCCUGGACCUCGGGUACUUGACCCAGGACAUGAUUGAUGACUAUGAACCGGGCCUCAUGUUCACCAUCCCAAGGCUGGCCAUCGUAUGCGGCCUUGUGGUCUACGCGGAUGGACCGCUGAACUUGGACCGCAAGGUGGAGGACAUGUCCGAGCUGUUCCGGCCCUUCCACACGCUGCUACGGAAGAUAAGGGACCUGCUGCAGACGCUGACGGAGGACGAGUUGCACACGCUGGAACGCAGCCUCUGCGUCUCCCAGGACGCCGAGCUGCCCAUCCGGGCCGAGGCCUUUCCUGCGCCGCUGCCCCCCGAGGAGCCGCUGCCAGCCCAGGCCGAAGCCCCGGAGGCAGAGCUGGCCUGCUCCAUGCAGUAUGACGAGCAGGAAUUGGAGCAGCUCAGCCGCAUGGUCCACCGGGCUGGGGAUGCGAUGUCAUCCCUGCUGUCGCCUGCUCACAGGCCGGGCGUCGGGGGCAGCCCCCGUGGGCACGAGGCCUCUCCGGGCAGUGCGCGACCCCGGCUGGGCAGUGACGACGAAGAGCGAGUGUUCUUCAUGGAUGACGUGGAGGGCACAGCCGAGGUGCCCACAGGCCCCGCGGCCCCACCCAGCGCGUCUGCAGGGGCAGGUGACACUGGGGAGCACGGAGGGUCAAGGCCAGAAGCAGGGCCCACAGCUGAGGAGCUGGGCGUGAGUAACGACAAUGUGGAGGCCAUCGAGGGGCGGCCGGCUGGCCUCUUGGGCUCCAGCUCCUGCAGCUGCCUGGACGGCCGGCCGUACCUGGACAGCUGGGAGGUGAGCGCUGACGACGCCCAGGCAGCUGAGCUGAUCGCCCACCGCACAGGGGGUAUGAAGCUCUCUGCCACUGUCAUCUUCAACCCCAAGUCGCUUGCCCCCUCAGAUGCCCCUGCAGGCCGGGACAUCUCGGCUCCGGGGGCUGAGGGGACAGAGGGCGGUGCCCAUGAACCCAGCAGCACGACCACCAAUGGCCUCCUUCACUCCUGCGUGUGCUGCGGGAGCUGUGGGGACAGCAGGGAGGACAGCGGGGAGAGACUGCAAGGCAGGCGCAGCCCCGAGGGCGUCACUGGCGCCUCCUACGCUGCAGGCCCAGCCAAGGCUGGGGACAAGGGCCCCACGGGGCUGGACACCGCCCAGCCCAGCUCAGAGGCCCCACUGCCCGCGGAAGACACCUCCGACAGGCAGGAGCCUGUGGCCGCUGCUUCCAGUAAGUGCCUGGUGCCCACCUCGGGUCCCCCAGGGAACGCAGCUAACGACUCUCGGGGAGUGGGCGAAGCUGUGAGUCGGCAGAGAGAGCUUGAGGCCAUGGCACAAGACGCUGGCAGGCCCCCAGAGGCCGCACGGCAGAGCCCGAAACAGCACAUCCUGCCCACAGAUGUCUCCCAUCCUCUUGGUAGUGGCUCCACAGCUGCCCGCUGCUCCUCUGACAAGACGGGGCCAGGGACAGACCCCGCGGCUGCCCGCGAGCGGAUCCGGUCCAGGUUCCACAGCAGCCACGACCUCGUUCACCGCCUGUUUGUCUGCAUUUCAGGUGUGGCCGACCAGCUGCAGACAAACUAUGCAAGUGACCUGAGAAGUAUCCUCAAAACGCUGUUUGAGGUCAUGGCCACGAAGCCUGAGGCCGAUGACAAGGAGAAGCUAAAGAAGGUCACCCAGACGCUGCGCCGUGCCAACCUAGAGGACUGUGCCCUGUGCCAGGAGACACUGUCGUCCUCUGAGCUUGCAUCCAAGGCCUGUGACGGGGACUUUGAAGAUCCCCCCGAGUGGGUGCCAGACGAGGCCUGUGGGGUCUGCACCGCUUGCAAAGCCCCCUUCACCGUCAUUCGCCGCAGACACCACUGCCGCAGCUGUGGGAAGAUUUUCUGCUCGCGCUGCUCGUCACACUCGGCGCCGUUGCCCCGCUACGGGCAGGUGAAGCCUGUGCGUGUGUGCACACACUGCUACAUGUUCCACGUCACGCCCUUCUGCAGCGACAGGGCAGCGGUCUGACGGCUGCCACGUGGGCCGCA
Ochotona curzoniae (black-lipped pika) is the source of this 2588-nucleotide messenger RNA. It is a transcript of the gene ZFYVE28, whose product is annotated as zinc finger FYVE-type containing 28. The transcript has 13 exons. Bases 166 to 2568 code for a protein of 800 amino acids. The record is from RefSeq and is a predicted model, not a curated record. Gene Ontology annotation, molecular function: metal ion binding. Gene Ontology annotation, cellular component: early endosome membrane. Lineage: Eukaryota; Metazoa; Chordata; Mammalia; Lagomorpha; Ochotonidae. Gene Ontology annotation, biological process: negative regulation of epidermal growth factor-activated receptor activity.